Messenger RNA from Nezara viridula (southern green stink bug), 821 nucleotides. Lineage: Eukaryota; Metazoa; Arthropoda; Insecta; Hemiptera; Pentatomidae. The record is from the annotation of a GenBank genome assembly.
AUGGUUCUUAUUAAGGAAUAUCGGAUAAGUAUGCCAUUAACUGUAGAAGAAUAUCGUAUUGGGCAGCUUUAUAUGAUCGCAAAGCAUAGUUACCAACAAACAGAAUCAGGACAGGGAGUGGAAAUCAUUACUAAUGAAGAAUGUGAGGAUCCGAUUCAUGGUAAAGGGCAGUUCACUGAAAAGAGAAUACAUUUAAAUGGCCGCUUACCCUAUUGGUUACAAGCUGUACUUCCUAAGGUUUUCUACAUCACUGAAAAAGCCUGGAAUUAUUACCCAUAUACUAUUACAGGUAUAAAUGUUCAUUUAUACCAAAAUUUAGCAUAUCUAUCCAAACAUCUUAUGAAGACAACAAUGGCACAAAUGAUAAUUGUUUGAACUUAAGUGAAGAAGUCUUGAAGGAGCGACUGGUGGAGUUUAUUGACAUAGUUUAUGAUGAAAUUAGCCCAAAGAACUACAAAGAGGAAGAGGAUUUAAAGUUCUUUAAAUCGAUAAAAACAGGUCGUGGACCGUUGACCGAAGAUUGGCAAGAAAAAACUACUCCUGUUAUGUGUACUUACAAAGUGGUACAAGCUUCAUUUGAAGUAUGGGGUCUUCAGACAAGAGUAGAAGAAUUAAUACAUCAGACCAUAAAGGAGAUCCUUACUGUUGGACAUCGGCAAGCAUUUGCAUGGAUUGAUGAAUGGUAUGAUAUGAAAAUGGAAGAUGUUAGAAAAUAUGAAAAGGCUCUUCACGAAGAAACAAAUAUCAAAGUCAUCACAUCCAAUGCUAAAAGCGAUUCAGAACCCAUUUCACCUGUAAAAUCAUGGUUUGAUUGGAGUUAA